This is a messenger RNA of Plasmodium yoelii, 2169 nucleotides long. RefSeq names its product conserved protein, unknown function. The transcript has a single exon. The coding region runs from base 1 to 2169 and encodes 722 amino acids. The record is from RefSeq and is a predicted model, not a curated record. NCBI's taxonomy places the organism in Eukaryota, Apicomplexa, Aconoidasida, Haemosporida, Plasmodiidae.
AUGAAAAUAUUUGCCAUUUUUAUUUUAAUCUACUAUAUGUAUGUAAUAUGUUUAAGAGAUAAUGAUGGAAUAAAAAAAAGAGAGAAAAAAAGCGAAAAAAAAAGAGAGAAAUAUAGAAUUUUAUAUGGAGAGGAAUGUAAAAAGAAUCAAAUAUCAUUAGCUAGCCAUUUGAAUAAAAAUAGUUACAAUUGUAAUAUUAAUAAGAAAUACAAAAAUAGACGAAUUAAAGGGUUUAUUAACAAUUAUUCAUAUGGUAUAAAAUUGAAACCAAAAUUGAAUGAUAAAGAUAAAGAUAAAGAUAAAGAUAAUGGCAAGGAUAAUAUCCAUUUUUGUGAAAAUGCAUUUAUUAGAAAUAAUAAACUAUAUAAUACAAAAAAUAAAAAUGAAAUUCGAAACAAUGCAUUAUAUUAUUUUAUGGAAAAUAAAGAACUACAAGAACUACAAGAAGAUGAUUCCAAAAUAAAAUCAAUAAAAAUGAAAAAAAAAAAUAAAUAUUUAUUUAAAUUAUUGGCAAAGAUGCCAGUAAUUACAGUAAAUAAAAAAUUAUAUCCAAAAGAAUUCAGCACAGAUUAUGAAAAUGUUUUGAGAAAAUUUAAUGUAACAUAUAUUAAUUAUAAAACUAGAUUAAGGAAUAAACCAGAAAUAGAUAUUAAAAGUAUAGAUGAUUUGUAUGGACAAAUUUAUGAUAGAGAUGUUUUGAAAAAACAAUUUUAUUUUUUUUUAUAUCAUGAUGAUAUAAAUACUUGUUAUAAAAUUUUGACAGAAAAUCCAAAUGUAUUAACAAGAGAAGAAUCAUUUAAAAUUUUAAAUUCAUUACCAUAUAUUUUUGUUAAUAAAUUAAAAUAUAUUUAUCCAAAUGAACAAAAUGUUGAUAAUAUUUUGAAAAAACUGAUAAAAACAUAUAUUUUCCAACAUGGUAAUGAUAAAAAUAUAGAUUAUUUAAAUUUUAAAUAUCGUUACAAUGAGUUAGAUGACUUUUGUGCAAAAAUUGCAUCAGAAGAAGAAGAAGAUAAAAAAAAUGGUUCUACAUCUAUUUUGUCAGAAAAAAAAACGGGUUCUGAACCUGUAAAUGAUAUUUAUGAUAAUGUGUGUGAUUCUGAUUAUGAAAAAAAAUAUGCAAACAUGUCUUAUGAAUAUGAAAUAAUAGAAAAAACAAAAAAAUAUAAAGAUUUGAUAGAAAGAUUUAAAAAAUAUCCAAAUCAUAUUAAACUUGAAAAAGUGCAAUUAUUAUAUACAAAAAUAUUAACUAUGAAAGGAACAAAAAUAGCUGAAGCUUUUCGAAAACACGAAAGCACUAAAAAAAAUAAAGAAAGAAAAAUAUAUAGAAAUAGUAGACUUAGAAUAGAUCCCAAUAAACUUACUCCAUAUUUAAAUGAACCAAUUAAAUAUGAUCCAAAAGAAAAAGAAAGAAUAAAUAAGCUAUUUGAAGAAUAUGUAAAUAAAAAAAAUUUAAUAAAAUCAUCAUUAAUAUUAAGAAAAUAUACAAAUUUAAUAGAUACAAAAGAAAAAAAAAGUCAAGAUAUUAUGAAAAAAUAUUUAAAAUUACAUGAGUAUAUAUAUAAAGCUAAUAAAUAUACAGAAGAUGAAUUAAAACAUUUAAGAAUGGUAUAUUAUUCAACAGUACAAAAACCACGCGUUUUUAGAAAAAUAGCUGAAAUAGGAUUGAGAAGCCAAGGAGAAAAUGUUACACAUAAAGAAAUUUAUGAUGCAGAGUUAAAUAGAUAUUUAAAAGAAAGAAAUGAAAUAAGAGAUCAAAGAAUGAAAUUAAAAGGUUUUGAUAUGGAUAAAAUAAGAGAUUUUUCUUCUGCUUAUUCUAUGGAAUGGUUGCCAGUUAUAUAUAAAGAUGCAUUUGAUAAAUUUGAAAAAGAAAAAAAUUCAAAAAAUUCAGAAAAUUCGAAAUAUACAAUAAAUAAAAAAAAAGAAACUAUUAAAAAGUUAUUUACACCAACAGGUGAUAAAAAUAUAAAUGAAUCCAAAUCUGAUAAUGAAGAAAAAGAAAAAAAUCAAAAAGGAAAUGCAAAUUAUGAUUUCCUAAAUGGAAGGGAUGAAAUGAAAAUAGGAAGAAAUAUAUUAAAUUAUAAAAAAAAAACCAGAGGAAAAAUUAGGCAAAAUAAAGAUAAGUCAACUAAGGAUACGGUAGAUGAAAAAAAUAACAAUACAACUGAAUAA